Spodoptera litura is the source of this 1779-nucleotide messenger RNA. The record is from RefSeq and is a predicted model, not a curated record. Lineage: Eukaryota; Metazoa; Arthropoda; Insecta; Lepidoptera; Noctuidae.
GUUUUAUGAUACAAUAAAAUGUUAGUAUUUUUAUAUUAAAAUGAAAGUGUGCGCUUGUGUUCUGCUGUUCACCAUACUCGCGAACGUAGAUAGAAGUGCUGCUGACUCUCCGCCCUUGAAUGGAAGGGCCGUUCAUUUGGCUUUAGAAACCGUCCUAGAAUUUAACGACAAAGACAAAGAAUCAGAUCUAAAGUUUCUAGACAAAGUAAAAAGUCUAAUAAACAAAGUUAAGACUGUGAUUGAUAAAUCAGGCAGCUAUAGAAGGGAGUUCAAAGAUGGGGACAUUGAAACACUCACUGAUUUUAUACAACAAGCUGUCAGUAUACUAAACUCAUACGACGACGCAACAUUUGAUGAUUUCUUCAAAACUCUAGACGAUGAAGUACGAAAAUAUCAUUACAGGGGAUGUAAGUUUCAUGAAUUGAUGGAGAAUUUUGAAAUUAGGUCAUUGUUAGGUACUGCAUUUGAUUUGAUUAAGGCAAAACCAGUCCAAGUUAUAAAGGCAUACAUGACCGUGCUUGCUGAUACGUUGAAAGAUGAAAGUUACGAUAGCAAUGUUAAAGAAAUCAUAAAUAACAUCAAUUCAUUGUACGGGACAGAGUCUAAAAACAAACUGACAAAAUUUUUACAAGAAAUUGACAACUAUGGGAAAGGUACGUCGGAGAAGAAACACAGUACUUUAGUCAGAAUCCUUAGAGAUGGGAUCCGGUCGAUAGUAUUUGAUCAUUAUACAGAAUUGAACCCUUAUGCAAGAAGAGAGUUGAAGGCCAAAAUAGAAAUGUACUUGAAAAAGUGCAAGGAAUCUCCAUCUAAUUUAACUAGUAAUAAUGUCAAGUCAGAAACAAUACCGAAAAAGUCGCUCCGACACGGCGUAUAUAAGAAAGACACUAUAAUACCAUCUGAAAAGAAACUGGCCAGAAUAGAUAUAAAUCCAAAGGAUUUUAAAAAGAAAUCUGUUGAAAGACUUUCAGGGGAUGAGAAAAAAGGAAUUCGACACCAUAGAAAAGAAAAGAAAAGACAAUUGAAAUUUCCCGCAAUCCCUGUACCAACAGUAAAAGAAGAAGACAAAGAAUUGAAAGCUCAAUCACAAGAUGAAGAACUAUCAUCACUAUUCUCGAGUUCUGAAGAUGAUGGUGAAGCAACAGACGAAACCGUUGAAAGAAAUUCCAUAGAUAUCUCACCAGAAAGAAAGAAAGCAUACAAUACUAUGAGAUAUGUAACACUAUAUCCUGAAGCAAUUACAAAUGUCCCGAGAGACAAUGACAAAGAUACAAAUGUCGUUCAUCGAUCAGGCAGAGCCACCACACCAAGACAACACAGAUUCCUAACCAUGUUGGUGGAAGAAUCAACAGGAGGAAUUCCGCAAUACAUACUGAAUAAAUACAAGGCCACAUCGCUGAAACCACGCAAGCGAAAGCAUAAGAAAGCAAACACGAAGAAGGAGAAGAAACAUAAGAAAAAGCACACGAAAACUAAAGACAAACAUUAUAAUAAAGAUGAAGGUAGAGAAAGUACAAAGAAGAAACAUGGACAGAAAUAUAAAACACAUCAUAAUACAAGAUAUACAAAGAAAUAUGUAACAAAACACACAACUACAUACAAACCUAGCCGUGAACAUCAUUAUACUUCCAAGAAACAUAAAAGUAAACCAAGUUAUGAGAAACUGAAACAUAGCAACAGUAAGAAGAUACAUAAACUGCAAGAGAUCAAAGAGGAUCCUCCAGGAUUGUCUACAAAAAAAAUUAACAACAUAUUCGGACCUGUGAGAUUGGAUGUUAA